UGCCGUUCCAAAGCAAUUGUCAUCUGACUUUGCUCUUUUUGAAUUUUCAUAACAGUAGCAUUCAGUUCUUUAACAUGAUUUCUUUUUAAAACGACUUUUUCUGAGUAAUUAUUUGACGGAAAACAGGAGAUGAUCGUGGCUCACCAAGUUCAAAUGAAGUUGAAGAGGAACAACAGUUAAGUUCAUCAUCAGAUGAAGAUGAUUUGGAUGAUCUUGAAUCAUCAAAUUUUCUGUCGUUGCAAACAACACCAGCUGCUUCAAAAAAACGUGCUAAAAAACCAAUAACUAAACUGUCUGUUGCUAAACGCUUACGGUUUUCAGCGAAUGAUAGUAGUUGUGAAAACCAGGAAGAUCAAAAGUUAGACUUUCAAAAACUCCUAAAUCAUGUGAAAGAACUGAAUGCUACUGUUAUGAAAAUUCAAAAAGAGCAAAGUCAGAUGACAAUUGCUUUGGAACGUCAGAACAGUGUUUUACAAGAUUUGUGUAAAAACCAGAAAAAAUUAGCUAAAAGUUUCAAUAGACAUCAAAUUCCAGUUGUGCUUGAAAACGAUGAUGAAAACAGUUUGAAUUUGAAUAAUGAUCUAUCAAUGAAUUCCCCCAUUGUAUUUUCUCACUCUCAACAGGCUUCAUGCCCGAUUGGCAAAUAUCUUUAUCAAGGCCAAUGUAUUUUGUGCACACCUGGUUACUAUUGUCCAGAUGGUGAAAGUCAAAUCAUUUGUUCAAGUGGCCAGGUUGCUCCUGGAUACGGCUUUAGAAGUUGCCAACAGUGCUCUGCGGGAUGGUAUUCAACAUGCAGUGCACAAGAAACAUGCAUAAUUUGUCCAAAAGGUUUUUACUGUCCAACAAAUAGCCAGGAGCCACAACCAUGUCCCGUGGGUUUCUACAGUCAUUACGGUGCUAUCAGUUGUACGCAAUGUCCAGCAGGGUAUUACACGACUUACACCAAUUCAAGUUACUGUUUUCAAUGUCCCAUGGGUUAUAUGUGUAGUGACCCAACUCAAUGUCCACAACCGUGUCCAGCUGGAAGCUACCAACCAAAUAUUAUGUCUACCUCGUGUGCAGCAUGUCCUGCAGAACACCAAUGUGGAACUACCACCAACCUUCUUCAAUGCACAACAACAACGUGUAUUCAAGCACAAACAUGGUCAUGCGAUCCCAAUCAACAAAGUCCACCGCCAUACGUAUGCACAAAUAUUGGUUAA
Rotaria sp. Silwood2 is the source of this 1202-nucleotide messenger RNA. NCBI's taxonomy places the organism in Eukaryota, Metazoa, Rotifera, Eurotatoria, Philodinida, Philodinidae. The record is from the annotation of a GenBank genome assembly.